GUAUGUGAUUUUUUUACCUUAACCGUGUGUCCAACACACCCACUUAGUAGAGUAGCCCGUGCCUACAUAGAUGAACAGACAUAUGACCAAACCAAGUAAAGCGUGAUAGAAUUAUUGAGGGAGAAGACGAUGAAUGGAAAGAAGUGGGCCCUAUAUCUCUGAACCAUACAAUCAAUCAGUGGCCCCAAUGUGAGAGAGUUCGACUUUUGAGCUCCUAAACCUCAAGCUUCAGCACAGUUUGCGUCGCAAGUACGCCGCGGCUUUUAGGAAUGUCGAAUUUAUCAUUGAGAAGUAUCUUGGAUACAUGCAAGCUUACUGGACCAAACUUUCUGGACUGGGAAAGAAAUGUGCGUUUAGUUCUUAGACAAGAAAAUAUUGAAUAUGUGUUAGACACACCAGUACCCAAGAUUCCUGAUGCUAACUCUCCCGAGUUUGCCACGUUUGACCUGACUGCUCGAGAGAAACACGUUACUGAUGCUAAAACUGUGCAAUGUGUUAUGUUGGCUGCAAUGUCUAUGGAGUUGCAAAGGCAACACGAUAGGAUGAGUGCCUUCGAGAUGCUUGAACACUUGAAAAGUCUGUUUGAUUCAGAGAGUCAGACUCUAGAGUAUGAACUUCUGACAGACAUUUUCAAGUGUAGACUUCAAGAGGGUGGCAACGUGUCUGAGCACGUCCUCAAAAUGAUUGGCUUAAUUGAAAGAGUUGCUACCACCGGAAUUAAGUUUGAGGAUCGUGUCUCAGCUGCUAUCAUCCUAUAUUCGCUUCCGAGUUCAUUUACUAACUUCAUUGUGAAUUAUAAUUUGAACAAAACGAAAGCAACCAUGCCUGAACUCCAUAACAUGCUCAAGUCUUAUGAAGCCUCAACCUCUAAAGGAAAGACUGUUCUUAUGGUAAGCUCUAAUGCUAAGUCUCGUUCUAAGAACAAGAAUAAGCAAAAGAAGAAAGGUAAGGUUGGACCUACUCCUACAACUCUGAAGCCUAAAGGUGGAGGUCAUAUGAAGCCAAAGGUUGCAAAGGAUGUUUGUCUCUACUGCAAAGAAAAGGGACAUUGGAAGAGAGAUUGUGAGCUGUAUAAGGCUAAUCUAGCCAAAGCACCAGGUGCUUCAAGCUCAGAAGCCUGAGAAGCAGUGUAGAAGUUGGACUGGGUAAAAUUGACCUACGCGUGAAGGCUGGAGCAAAAGUUGCUGCUGAACGUGAUAGGAUCUUAUAGUUUAGAUUUGCCCGAUGGUUUUAGAUUAGAAUUAAAUAAUUGUUAUUUUAUUCCUUCUAUUACCAAGAAGAUUAUUUCCAUUCAUAUGUUA
This is a messenger RNA of Cuscuta europaea, 1301 nucleotides long. The record is from the annotation of a GenBank genome assembly. NCBI's taxonomy places the organism in Eukaryota, Viridiplantae, Streptophyta, Magnoliopsida, Solanales, Convolvulaceae.